Hemicordylus capensis (graceful crag lizard) is the source of this 2579-nucleotide messenger RNA. RefSeq names its product inhibitor of growth family member 1 (gene ING1). The transcript is spliced from 2 exons. Gene Ontology annotation, cellular component: nucleus. Bases 631 to 1476 code for a protein of 281 amino acids. NCBI's taxonomy places the organism in Eukaryota, Metazoa, Chordata, Lepidosauria, Squamata, Cordylidae. The record is from RefSeq and is a predicted model, not a curated record. Gene Ontology annotation, biological process: positive regulation of DNA-templated transcription.
CUGCUGCUGUUGGAGGAGGAGGGGGAAGUGUAUGGGAGUGGUGCGCGUGCGCACUGCAUAGCGGGGCUGAAUGUUUCCCAAGUGUUUGAAACUGGUAUUUGGGUUUUCCACGUUGGAUCAAGUGCGGCGUAUAGAGAAGGCUGCAUUAAUACCACCGGCGGAACAGGAGUAGCUGCACAUACGAGACGAGAGAAGCAUCUCUUCCUUUCUGCUAGGCAUGUUUAAAGAAAAGAUCUUAUUUGCUUGUCUGUCUUCGGAAGAUCUGGUUUUUUAAGAGCUUCCUCUCCCCUUUCUCCCUCCCUCUCUUGUACACACACACACACAUCUCUCUGAUUGUUCCUACCACCUCCUUGGUGAGUUACCGACAACGACAGCCAUUCAAUCAGCUGCUACUGCUGCUCUACGGCUGUAGGGACUCGCAGACUGUGUGUAUUCCGGGCUGCCUUUCUGCUCUCAGAAGAAAAGAUUCAGAUGUAGCUUUUUUCGUGGUCUUUUUUUGUUGUUGUUAGAUCUAAAGAACAGAGAGGCGGCUGAGGACUGAACCUCUGCCAUUGGGACUGCUGUGUUUGAAAGGAAAACUCUCGCCCAUUAGGGGUGAGAGAGAAGGAUAUAUACACAAUUUUCGGCCGGAUGAAAAUGUUGAAUCCUGCAAACGGAGAGCAGCUUCAUCUAGCGAACUAUGUGGAGGAUUACCUGGACUCCAUCGAAUCUCUGCCCUUCGAUCUGCAGAGAAAUGUCUCCCUGAUGAGGGAAAUUGACGCCAAAUAUCAAGAGAUCUUAAAGGAGCUAGAUGACUAUUAUGAAAAAUUCAAACGAGAGACGGAUGAAGGACAAAAGAAGAGAUUGUUGCACUGCAUACAGAGAGCACUGAUCCGGAGUCAGGAACUGGGAGAUGAAAAGAUUCAAAUUGUCAGUCAAAUGGUAGAACUUGUUGAGAACAGAACUAGACAAGUUGACAGUCAUGUAGAACUGUUUGAAACCUGCCAAGAGACUAAUGAUACCAUUGGGAACAAUGGCAAAACUAACCAAGAUAAAUCAAAGAACGAGACAAUCACCCAGGCUGAAAAGCCCAACAACAAACGAUCCAGGCGGCAAAGAAAUAAUGAAAAUAGAGAAAAUGCUUCUAAUAAUCACGACCAUGAUGAUAUCACCUCAGGAACUCCAAAGGAGAAGAAAGCAAAAACUUCGAAGAAAAAGAAGAGAUCCAAGGCCAAAGCAGAGAGGGAGGCUUCUCCAGCAGACCUCCCUAUUGAUCCCAACGAGCCAACCUAUUGUCUGUGUAAUCAGGUCUCCUAUGGAGAAAUGAUAGGUUGUGAUAAUGAUGAGUGCCGAAUUGAAUGGUUUCACUUCUCAUGUGUGGGACUCAAUCAUAAACCAAAGGGCAAAUGGUACUGUCCCAAAUGUAGAGGAGAGAAUGAGAAAACAAUGGACAAGGCACUGGAGAAAUCUAAAAAAGAAAGGGCAUACAACAGGUAGUUUCUAACUCUGAAGAGAGUAAAGCAGUGAAAACAUAUAUUUAUUCUCUGUCACCUUUUGUUGAGGUGCCAGGAUUGUAAAAUGUAUAUUUUUAAAGGAGGCUAUAAAUAAAACCAUUCUUGUAAAAGGGAUGGCAAUAGAAUUAAUGUUUCUUUUUCCUUUGAUACAGCUGUUAAUGGUCUGUGGGCCAAAACAUACAAUAAAGUAACGAGUUAACAUGCAACGUUCAGGUUCAUCAUAUGAAAAUAGUCCGCCCCGCCACAAGUUGGUAAGAGUCUGCCCAUUAAAUUGUAGAUAGUAAAUAUGUCUUGGAUAGCAUUCCAUUUUGUUUAGAGGAUGCUGUUUAUCUUUCCAGAAAUAGUUCUAUAACCUGUUUGAAUAAAGCAGCAGUAUAUUGCAAACAUAUCCUAAACACAUUGGCCAUAGUCCAGCACAGUGUGAAGCACACUUAAGUGCACUUAUCUCUGAGAUGGAUUUUGACCAUUGACUUGAAAGGAAGUCUCAUUCAUUUCAAUUCUAGUUACUUCCAAGAAAAUGGUUUAGGAUUAUAGCCUUGCAUCCCUUUUUAAACACAUUACUAAGAAUUACGUCCUAUUACUACUAAUGGGACUUAAUUCUAAGGGGUAUGUUUAGAAUCAGGGAACUAGUUUCUUCUGGUGACAAUUAAUGCAAUAGCAGAAAAGUUUAAAAUAUGGCUCCUGUUAAUGUUUCAGCCUAGCAUCUCUGUAACAAAUGUUUAACUACAGCUAUAAACUUAUUUUUAAAAAUGCAAAUGGUUAUGUUUUACACAACAUAUUUUAUAUACUGGCCAAGCACCACAAGGGCCUUUUAAAAUGAUUUAGUAUAUUUUGUAUUUAACCAGGAAGUGGUUUAGUAAGGAAACUUAACAUAAAUCAAAGCUUUAUACUGUCACAGAUAAUAAUGUAGCAGUCUUUACUUUGUGUAAGUUGUAAAAAUGUACAUUUUCAAGUGGAGUUGCACUUAACUGUAUUAUAAUUGGAAAUGCAUCCACAUGCCAUGGUGUAGCCAAUAUGCAUUUCCUCCUGUAUGUAUGAGAAUUGUACAGCUGUGAUAAUAAGGAAUAAAUUAAACAAGUUGGAUAA